UAUCCGAGUUAAUUCCUAGUUUUUCAGAACAAUGCUAGAAUAACAUCUAGAUAUGCCAAGAAUCGCCUAAAAAAGAAAAAAAAAAUGAUUUUACGACAUGAGAGCAGACAUUUUAACGACCGAAAUGAUUUACAACAAGCUUAAUCACGUCAUCGCCAGGGGAGCUUUGGUCGUUUCAUAAAAUUGUAUGUCGAAAAUAUCGAGUGAUGUAGCCUUGAUCUUAAAUUUUCUAUGGCGCGUGUAUUUACAUUGCGUACGUUCUCUUGGAAGACUUUUAACAGAUAUUUUAUCGAGGAAACUACAAGACGAUUUUCUAUUAGUAAAAGAUGCAAUGUUAUCUUCUGCAAAGAUAUUCAUGAAGGAAUAAAAGACGUAAAAGAUGGCUCAAAAUUACUUGUUGGAGGAUUUGGACUUUGUGGAAUUCCUGAAAAUUUAAUAAACGGAUUAGUUGAAAUAGGAGUUAGAGAUCUAACAAUAGUUAGUAAUAAUGCUGGAGUGGAUGACUUUGGUUUGGGUUUAUUAUUAAAAUCUAAGCAGAUUAAAAGAAUGAUUGCAUCAUAUGUUGGAGAAAAUGCAGAAUUUGAAAGACAAUAUUUGAGUGGUGAACUGGAAUUGGAAUUUGUUCCUCAAGGUACUUUAGCAGAAAGAAUUAGAGCUGGUGGAGCAGGUAUACCUGCUUUUUAUACUCCUACAGCAUUUGGAACUAUUAUUCAUAAAGGUGGUGCACCAAUUAAAUAUAAUGCAGAUAAAAGUGUUGGUAUUUCAAGUGAAAAAAAAGAGGAACGAACAUUCAAUGGUCGUAAUUAUGUAAUGGAAGAGUCAAUUUUGGGAGAUUUUGCUUUAAUUAAGGCAUGGAAAGCAGAUAAAGCUGGAAAUUUAAUUUUCAGGAAGUCGGUGACAAUGUUUAGUUAUCGUGUUUGUCACGGCCGAAAAUCUGCUCUCGCAGAGGUUGAAGAAAUUGUUGAAAUAGGUGAUAUUCCACCUGAGCAAGUCCACGUACCAGGUGUUUAUGUUCAAAGAGUAAUUAAAGGAAAUAAAUUUGAAAAAAGAGUCGAGAGAUUAAAGAUACGUCAACCUAAUCACAGUAAAAAAGAAAUGACGCCUAGAGCACUCAAAAGAGAAAAAAUAAUACGUCGAGCGGCACUAGAGUUAAAAGAUGGAAUGUAUGUAAAUCUUGGAAUUGGUAUACCUGUUUUAGUAAGUAAUUUCAUUCCACCAGGAACAACUGUACAUUUACACAGUGAAAAUGGAUUAAUUGGAUUAGGUCCAUAUCCAUUGCAAGAUGAAGUAGAUGCAGAUUUGAUUAAUGCUGGAAAGGAGUCAGUUACCAUCCUUCCUGGGGCUUCAUUUUUUUCUAGUGAUGAAUCGUUUGCAAUUAUCCGAGGUGGGCAUCUACAAGUAACUAUGUUAGGAGCAAUGCAAGUAUCUAAAUAUGGAGAUCUAGCCAAUUGGAUGAUACCAGGAAAAUUAGUCAAAGGAAUGGGAGGUGCAAUGGAUUUGGUUUCUAGUGCUUUGAUGGGUACAAAGGUCAUAGUAACUACAGAACAUACAGCCAUAGAUGGAUCACCAAAAAUUGUGGACAAUUGUACAUUACCUAUUACAGGUCAAAAAUGCAUUGAUUUAAUAAUUACAGAAAAGGGUGUAUUUGAAGUUGACAAAGAAAAAGGAUUAACAUUAACUGAGAUUGCAGAAGAAGUUACAAUGGAAGAAAUGCUAAAUACCACAGGAAGUCCUUUUGAAAUUUCUUCAGAUUUGAAAACAAUGGGACAAGUGGAUUUAAGUUAAAAAUUUGGAAUUGUAUGUAAAAAGAUUUAUUAAUAAAUUAUAUUUUCAUAAGUUUUUGCCCAUUUACUUUUUUAAUAUACAGUACAGUAAUGCAUAAUUUCUGUCAGCAGUGCUUCUCAAGCUCUUUGGUACCAAGACACCCUAAAUCUAAUUGAAAAACUUCAUGGUCCUUAUACAUAUAUGAGACUAUACA
Messenger RNA from Centruroides sculpturatus (bark scorpion), 1978 nucleotides. It is a transcript of the gene SCOT, whose product is annotated as succinyl-CoA:3-ketoacid coenzyme A transferase 1, mitochondrial-like. The coding region runs from base 232 to 1785 and encodes 517 amino acids. NCBI's taxonomy places the organism in Eukaryota, Metazoa, Arthropoda, Arachnida, Scorpiones, Buthidae. Gene Ontology annotation, biological process: ketone body catabolic process. Gene Ontology annotation, molecular function: succinyl-CoA:3-oxo-acid CoA-transferase activity. Gene Ontology annotation, cellular component: mitochondrion. The record is from RefSeq and is a predicted model, not a curated record. The transcript has 15 exons.